GGGGUAACCGGCCUGGAUGCCGGGGGCAGCUCUCAGGGGUGCCGGGGCGGGGACACAGAGAGCUCUGGCUGUGUUUGCGUCCAUUGCGGGAGAGUCGCUGUCAGCAGCUCCUGCCAGGCCCGACUGCUGGGGAGGCCGUAACAGGACGUGUCUGUGUGGCCGAGGCUGGGGAGGUCGGGCCCUCCAUCCCCUGUGGCCGAAGUUGGGACGAAGAAGCAAAUGGGACCAGCCUGGCCCAGCGGCUGCUCUUCUCUUACCUGGAGUGAUGCCUCUUAUCCCCCCUCUUGGUACCAGCAUAUACGUGGCUCCCGCGGAGGAGAAGCCCACAAAUACGGCCAGCGAGGCAGUCAGCGCGCCCUGCGGGGCCCUCGAUGCCGCAGCUGCAGUGGCGGCCAAGAUUAAUGCCAUGCUGAUGGCGAAGGGUAAAAUCAAACCGUCUCAGGGCGCCCCUGAAAAGGUCCAGGUAGCCGGCAAACCUCCGCCUGCAACCAAAAGCAAGGACGACCUGGUGGUGGCGGAAGUGGAGAUUAAUGAUGUGCCACUGACAUGCCGCAAUCUGCUAACAAGGGGACAGGCGCAAGAUGAGAUUAGCCGGCUGAGUGGGGCGGCUGUGUCCACGCGUGGGAGAUACAUGACACCGGAAGAGAAGACAAAACUGGGUCCCGGAGAUCGUCCACUCUAUCUCCAUGUCCAGGGCCAGACGCGGGAGCUCGUUGACCGAGCUGUGAACCAAAUCAAGGAAAUUAUUACCAACGGCAUGGUGAAAGCAGCCACCGGCUCCAGUCCCACCUUCAAUGGAGCCACUGUCACUGUAUAUCACCAACCAGCCCACGUGACACCAAUACCUCCCAUAACGCUACCCAAGCCACAGUUCCAGUCAGGAGGGAUGCACUAUGUACAGGACAAGCUGUUCGUGGGUCUGGAGCACGCCAUAGCUACUUUCACUGUGAAGGAUAAGGUGGAAGGUCCAGGGUGCUCCUACCUCCAGCACAUACAAAUGGAAACCGGGGCCAAAGUGUUCCUCCGAGGGAAGGGGUCUGGCUGCAUCGAGCCUGCCUCCGGACGGGAAGCCUUUGAACCGAUGUACAUCUAUAUCAGCCACCCAAAACCUAAAGGUCUGGCAGCUGCCAAAAAGCUGUGCGAGAAUCUCUUGCAGACGGUACACGCAGAGUACGCCAGGUUUGUGAAUCAGAUCAGCACGGCUUCUCCUAUACCUGGUUACCCGCAGCCGCCACCAAUGGGCGCAGUGUCCAUGCAGACUUCAUACUACCCAGCAAAUGGUUUCCAGACAGGAUUCCCAGUGGCACCGCCGAUCCCACCGCAGCAACCAGUGCAGGUGCCAUACGUGGUUCCAGCCCCUUUGACCGCCCCUGUACCACCACUGCCUGCCGUUGUGCCCACGAUGCCGGUACCACCAGUGCCAACACAUUAUCCAAUCUCGCAAGUGCUGCCGCCAGUGACCGCCAUUCCCGUCCCACUGAGUACUCCGUUUGUUCCACCUGCCCCUGUUAAACCCACCGCCACUCCUCUUCCUCCACAGAGCCUGCUCCAAGGACAGAAAAGACGCUUUAAGGAGGAGCUCCCCGAGGAACAGGACUCCAGCCUGCUGGGCUACCAGCAUGGACCCAUUCAUAUGACUAAUUUAGGUACAGGCUUUCCGGCCCCGGGCAAGGUGGACCAUCCAGCAGCCACACCAGAUGGAGCCGCAAGCAAGGACCGAGAGAGGGACAGUAAUAAAACGAAAGACGUUCUGUCUUCCCGUAGGCAACUGAUGCCCCCACCUGGUAUGCCAACGGCGGCGCAGAAAGACACAGAGGAGAAGACGACGACCAGCCGGAGUUCGGCGGGAGCAGAGGAAAACCAUGCCAAGAAGUUGAAGACCAGCAAUAAAACCUUUGGUUUGGUGGCAUACACGGGAGACUCCUCUGAUGAAGAAGAGGAGCACGGAGGUCACAAGAAUUCCAGCUCCUUCUCCCAGGCCUGGAAUGUAGGAUACCAGUAUUCAGCCUCCCAGCCGCGGGCCAAACAGCAGAUGCCCUUCUGGAUGGCACCCUAGGACUCUUAUUUGCAUUCCUGCCUCCCACCCUACACUGACUGGUAGCGAUUAUCGGGCAUGUUUACGCAACGGCCAUUUUAUUUAAAAAUGUUUUUUUUUUUUUGUUAAAUAAGGAGAUGUAUUUAGCGGAAGUAGAGGAAGAGGCGCAAAUGGGAUCCAUUUUUACUCAUUCUCCACAACUUUUUUACCCCCAGAGUUCCUGCAGGUGAGGCUAGCUUGGACCCUUUCUUGACAUUGCCCCCCCCCCCCUUCCCCCUGUUUUCCCAUAACAAGACCCAAAGGGAAAGACUAUCUGCUUUGCAUCACCUGGACCUUGUGGUCAGCCCCUCCACCAAGGUUGCUUUUGGACCAGAUAUUUAUAUUUCGGUGAGUUAUAGUCUUUCUGCCUGCCUGGGGACUUCUAACCAAUCAGACCAGUUCUCAAUUCCAAAACUUUUUUUUUAUUAUUUUUUUUUACUGUGUUCUACUGGCAAGCCGGACAGAUUUUGCUUUCUAGUGCCCUGCAUCAGUGUCUUCUCCAUACCCAAGAGAAAAAUAAACCAGAAUAAAUUGAGCUCAUCAGAUAAUCACUCUUAAUAACCUGCAUUCAAAGAGCGGCUGGCAAAAUUUUCUUUUCUAAAAUACAUCUCAAGGCCCGGGAAGUCUACAUGGAUGAUGUGUUCUAGUUAUUCUGCUGUUGUAGGUGUUUUGGAGAGUGGCAGCUGCACAGCUCCAGGCAAAUUCACUUACUGUAUUCAGGACUUGGUGCCUUCACUGCAUGUCGUAUACGAAAGCUACUAAUAAGGUUUACAUAGAAAUAACACAUGAUGGGUAGGUAAGAAUCUCUCCCAGAACCAUUAUAAUACACUUAGGCUGCACUCUUAAAACUUUAUCUAUAAAUUUUAAUAGUAGCUUUUGUAUAUGAUUUGUUUUGAGUGGUAAUUUCACAACCGGAACAGAGACUAUUAUACUCUAUAGUUUAUCUGAGCUUGGAAUACCUGCAGCUCUGCUUGUCCUGUGCUUCAGUGUGUUUUUCCUGCACUCUUCACCUCAUUGGAAAUGGUCUGUUCCUGGUGUCACUGUGGGGAGAGCGCCAAGCUGCUGCAGUCUUCAGUUAUAUAUGUACCUGGCUGCUGGACCACCCCCGCCAGACUUAUAGAAUUUUCUGUUUGUCAGUAGUAAUCCCGGAUCCCACAGACUCUCUAUCCUGCAGCCUGCCAAUACCGCUUUGUACCUUCAAAUAAUUUUCGCUGUAAAUAUUGGAAAAAAAAUCUUUUAUUGUAAAUAAAUGUAUAAAUAUUCAA
Pseudophryne corroboree (corroboree frog) is the source of this 3339-nucleotide messenger RNA. RefSeq names its product KH domain containing 4, pre-mRNA splicing factor (gene KHDC4). Gene Ontology annotation, cellular component: nucleus. Gene Ontology annotation, molecular function: RNA binding. The transcript has 14 exons. Bases 17 to 2056 code for a protein of 679 amino acids. The record is from RefSeq and is a predicted model, not a curated record. NCBI's taxonomy places the organism in Eukaryota, Metazoa, Chordata, Amphibia, Anura, Myobatrachidae.